Messenger RNA from Paramecium sonneborni, 2258 nucleotides. The record is from the annotation of a GenBank genome assembly. NCBI's taxonomy places the organism in Eukaryota, Ciliophora, Oligohymenophorea, Peniculida, Parameciidae.
AUUUUAACAAUAAAUGGAUUAUGAUGAUUUAUUUCGUUUAUUGCCAAAACCACCUAAAAAAUGGACAACAUAAGAAGUACUAGUCUGGUUAAAAUAUAUUGGAUAUACUUAAUUAGAUACUUAUUUUGGUACUAAUUUAAAUUAGAUUGUUUAGUUAAAGAAUGUGUUGAUGGUUCAUGUUUGGAGAUAUUAACAGAUCAAGAUCUUUUAGAUUUAGGAAUCUCUUCUGCUUUAUAAAGAAAGAAACUUUUGUAAUGUAAAUAUAUUAAUCAUAUAAUACAGGGAUAUAAAUUGGUUUGAAAGAAUUUACAAAUUAUUGUAAAACACAUACCAAAAAUGAAAUUACUCCAUAGACGGAUUAAACCUUUAUGGAAGUUCAAUAAAUUUCAUCUCCUAGAGUUGAAAUAUCUUAAUAAGAUAGAUUACCUUUAAAAGACAUUCAAGAUAGAAUAUUAUAAUCAAGACAUGAAUAUGAUAUAGAAAUAGAUGAAAAAACAACUAUGGGAUAAAUUCCAAUUGAACCUCUUCCAUCACCAGGAACAAGAUAAAAGUAAUAAUACAUCUUCCCUGUUUAAAAAUCUCAAUCCAAAAUAACUGAAGAAGAUUUAGCUAAAUAGGUUUAACAUAGCAAUAAAAAAGUAAAUAUAUUUUUUAAAUGAGAAUAUAUUCGCUGAGUUAUAAUUAGAACCAAUUAAAAAGUCUAUUAUUUUGAGUCCUUAAAAACAACAAUAAUAAGAUUCUGAUUAUUAUUUGCCUUAAUUUGGUACUCCUAGAUUUGAUAAAUAAGAAAAAAAAGAAUAUUAAGAAAUUACAUAAAAUAAUUAGUAAUAAUAAUAAUAAUAAUAAUAAUAAUAAUAAUAAUAAUAAUAAUAAUAAUAAUAAUAAUAAUAAUAAUAAUAAUAAUAAUAAUAAUAAUAAUAAUAAUAAUAAUAAUAAUAAUAAUAAUAAUAAUAAUAAUAAUAAUAAUAAUAAUAAUAAUAAUAAUAAUAAUAAUAAUAAUAAUAAUAAUAAUAAUAAUAAUAAUAAUAAUAAUAAUAAUAAUAAUAAUAAUAAUAAUAAUAAUAAUAAUAAUAAUAAUAAUAAUAAUAAUAAUAAUAAUAAUAAUAAUAAUAAUAAUAAUAAUAAUAAUAAUAAUAAUAAUAAUAAUAAUAAUAAUAAUAAUAAUAAUAAUAAUAAUAAUAAUAAUAAUAAUAAUAAUAAUAAUAAUAAUAAUAAUAAUAAUAAUAAUAAUAAUAAUAAUAAUAAUAAUAAUAAUAAUAAUAAUAAUAAUAAUAAUAAUAAUAAUAAUAAUAAUAAUAAUAAUAAUAAUAAUAAUAAUAAUAAUAAUAAUAAUAAUAAUAAUAAUAAUAAUAAUAAUAAUAAUAAUAAUAAUAAUAAUAAUAAUAAUAAUAAUAAUAAUAAUAAUAAUAAUAAUAAUAAUAAUAAUAAUAAUAAUAAUAAUAAUAAUAAUAAUAAUAAUAAUAAUAAUAAUAAUAAUAAUAAUAAUAAUAAUAAUAAUAAUAAUAAUAAUAAUAAUAAUAAUAAUAAUAAUAAUAAUAAUAAUAAUAAUAAUAAUAAUAAUAAUAAUAAUAAUAAUAAUUAUAAUAUUAAUCACCAAGUCUAUAAAAACAUUAGUUAAACAUUAAAAUAAAAAAAGAAGGAUUACCAACUUAAAUAAAACUAAUAACUAAAAAUGCUACAAUAGGAAGAAAUCCAGAAAAUGACAUCUAGUUAAAUCAUGAAUCUGUAAGUAGGACUCAUGUUUGGGUACUUUAAAAAAUUUAGUUUAGCUCACUUUUAAAGAAAAGUAGUUUUAUUUACAAGAUAGAGGAAGCUUAAUAGGUACAUUUAUACUUUUAGAAACGAAAACUCAAAUUAUGCAGGGUUAUAUAAUUUAGAUGGGAGCAAUAGAAGUAAUAGUGUAAAAUCUCUAAAUAAAUGGUUAAUGUAAAAUUAAACUUAAAUUAUUUAAGAAUGCAAUAUUACUUUUGCUUCUCAAAUGGGAUUUGUUUAAUUUACAUUAUUAAAUGGGAAAUCUAAAAUGAUUGGAUCAUAAACUUUUGGAGAUCAGUCAAUGGCAUGUGAUCAUGCAUUAUUAGAAUUCACUAGUGAAGGACUUAGUAUAGAAGAUUAAAAAACUUCUAGCGGGUAUAUUUAUAAAUUUAAAUAGAACUUGGAUGAGAUUAAGCAAAUCUGGUGUUUAAUCAUAAAGUGUACCUCUAACUAGAAGGAGAGUCAUCAAAAUUGCUGAAUAUAUACUUAUUAUAGAACCAGAAUGA